AAAGAAGGCAAGGGUUUUGGGGUGGAUUGCUGCUUCUGGUGUUUUGUUAGUUCUCUGUGCAAAGGAAUCUUAUAAAGAAGAAAAGCAGAGAUGAUUACCGGAAGUGGACAUGUGUCAGUUCCUCCAGGAUUCAGGUUUCAUCCAACGGAUGAGGAGCUACUGUACUAUUACCUGAAGAAGAAAGUGAAUUAUGAGGACAUCGAUCUUGACGUUAUAAGAGAUGUUGAUCUCAAUAAACUAGAGCCUUGGGAUCUAAAAGAUAAAUGUAGGAUAGGAAAUGGCCCUCAAAAUGAGUGGUACUUCUUUAGUCACAAGGAUAAGAAGUAUCCCACUGGUACAAGGACUAACAGGGCCACAACUGCUGGAUUUUGGAAGGCAACAGGUAGAGAUAAAGCCAUCCAUAUGAGCAACUCUAAGAGGAUUGGAAUGAGGAAGACCUUGGUUUUCUACACUGGUAGAGCACCCCAUGGUCAAAAGACAGAUUGGAUCAUGCAUGAAUAUCGUCUCGAUGACGACUUCUCAGACACCCAAGAAGAUGGAUGGGUGGUUUGUAGGGUUUUCAAGAAGAAAAACCAACAAAGGGUCCUCCAUUUUGAAAACCCACCAGAAGAUGAGGGCUUGUGCCCUAACUCCUCAGCCUAUCAUGAAAAGCCACAUGGCCCCCACUCAUUGGACCAAAAGCAUGCCUUUCAUAUGCACCAAGACUUCCCUUAUGAUCAUCAAAGCAAUACCCAUCAUAAUAUUAACAGCAGUGAUCACCAUCACCCCAACAAUUUCAAUAAUUCCAUGCACCUCCCCCAGCUGCUUAGCCCUGAUAAUGGAGUCACACCCUACUUAGCACCAAGUGUCUCUAUAAACAUGGUUGACAUUGAGUGUUCACAAAACCUCAUGAAAUUGACAUCAAAUGGUGCAAUGCAACAGCAAGACUGGUCCUUCUUGGACAGACUUUUGGCUUCUCAUCCAAACUUGGACCUCUUCUCCAAUGGUAAAACUACUCCUCCUCCUCAACUAUUUGAUGCCAACACUAGCAUUCAGAAGUUCCCCUUCCAUUACCUUGGAUGUGACCCUGAUGCUUUGAAGUUCUCCAAAUAA
Molecule: messenger RNA, 1092 nt
Organism: Amborella trichopoda
Lineage: Eukaryota; Viridiplantae; Streptophyta; Magnoliopsida; Amborellales; Amborellaceae
Product: NAC domain-containing protein 76
Biological process (GO): regulation of DNA-templated transcription
Molecular function (GO): DNA binding
Source: RefSeq, a predicted model, not a curated record